CCCCGCGCCUUCCUCCUCCUCCCGCCGCCGCUGCCGCCGGAACGUUCGGCCUGGGGCGGCCAGGGCUGAUCCGGUGCGCGCCGCGCCCUGUGACUCGGAGGGGGGCCGAGGGGGGGAGCCCGAUUCGCUCCGCGGCGCUCGGGCGGAAGGCCCUGGUCGGCUUCCGCCUGGUCUGGGGGCCCCCGGGGCUCCUUCCAGUCGGGGACCCUUCCCUCUGCGCUAAGGAGGAGCGGACACCUGCCGCUCUGCCUCCCUCCCGAAAGCGGGGUCGUCUCCGCACAUCCACACAGACGCCAGAGAGCUUCACCAUCCCGUUUCGCGCUGUUUUCCAACUCCGCUAGUUCCUACCGGCCCCCGCCUCCUGCCCUGUGCACGCUCACAGGGAGGCAGCCCCGACCCCCUGCAGCCUGGGUCCGGCUCGGUGCCCGCGGGCUCCCUCCAGACCACCCCUCCUCUUUGCACUUCCCCGACUCCCCGACCCUCUGUCCUCCUCCCCCCCCCCACCCCUCCGUCCCCUGGUCGCCUCUUGGAGCCCCCGCUUGACCACGAUCCAGUGGGUACCGCCCACCCCAGGAUGUGAGCCCCCGGCGCCUGUAAUGCUGUGGCUCGCCCUUGGCCCCUUCCAUGCCAUGGAGAACCAGGUGCUGGUGAUUCGUAUCAAGAUUCCAAAUAGUGGCGCGGUGGACUGGACAGUGCACUCCGGGCCGCAGUUACUCUUCAGGGACGUGCUGGAUGUGAUAGGCCAGGUUCUGCCUGAAGCAACAACCACAGCAUUUGAAUAUGAAGAUGAAGAUGGUGACCGAAUUACAGUGAGGAGUGAUGAAGAAAUGAAGGCCAUGCUGUCUUAUUAUUAUUCCACAGUAAUGGAACAGCAAGUAAAUGGACAGUUAAUAGAGCCUCUGCAGAUAUUUCCAAGAGCCUGCAAGCCUCCUGGGGAACGGAACAUACAUGGCCUGAAGGUGAAUACCCGAGCUGGACCCUCUCAACAUGGCAGCCCAGCAGUCUCUGAUUCACUUCCAAGCAAUAGCUUAAAGAAGUCUUCUGCUGAACUGAAAAAAAUAUUAGCCAAUGGCCAGAUGAAUGAACAAGACAUACGGUAUCGAGACACUCUUGGCCAUGGCAACGGAGGCACAGUCUACAAAGCAUAUCAUGUCCCGAGUGGGAAAAUAUUAGCUGUAAAGGUCAUACUACUAGAUAUUACACUGGAACUUCAGAAGCAAAUUAUGUCUGAAUUGGAAAUUCUUUAUAAGUGUGAUUCAUCAUAUAUCAUAGGGUUUUAUGGUGCAUUUUUCGUAGAAAACAGGAUUUCAAUAUGUACAGAAUUCAUGGAUGGGGGAUCCUUGGAUGUAUAUAGAAAAAUUCCAGAGCAUGUCCUUGGAAGAAUUGCAAUAGCAGUUGUUAAAGGCCUUACCUACUUGUGGAGUUUAAAGAUUUUACAUAGAGAUGUGAAGCCCUCCAAUAUGCUAGUAAACACAAGAGGACAGGUCAAGCUGUGCGAUUUUGGAGUUAGCACUCAGCUGGUGAAUUCUAUAGCCAAGACGUAUGUUGGAACAAAUGCUUAUAUGGCGCCUGAAAGAAUUUCAGGGGAGCAGUAUGGAAUCCAUUCUGAUGUCUGGAGUUUAGGAAUCUCUUUCAUGGAGCUUGCUCUUGGGAGGUUUCCAUAUCCUCAGAUUCAGAAAAACCAGGGAUCUUUAAUGCCUCUCCAGCUUCUGCAGUGCAUUGUUGAUGAGGAUUCGCCCGUCCUUCCGGUUGGAGAGUUCUCCGAGCCAUUUGUACAUUUCAUCACUCAGUGCAUGCGAAAACAACCAAAAGAAAGACCAGCACCUGAGGACCUGAUGGGCCACCCAUUCAUCAUGCAGUUCAAUGAUGGAAACGCCACCGUGGUGUCCAUGUGGGUGUGCAGGGCGCUGGAGGAGAGGCGGAGCCAGCAGGGGCCCCCGUGAUGCUGCAGAGGGGCCCCGAACCGGUCGCCAGAGGACAAGCUACCUGUUGCGCCCCCUUUCUGUUUGCUGUCUGCUCCAGAAGAGCUUCGCUGGGCCCGGCUUCCCUGCUCUCACCUCCGACUCUGCUGGCAGAUGGCCUAGCCUAGGGAGCCCUCGAGAGUGGCCAGCCCUCGCCUCCUCUGGUCUGGAGGCACUGGCUGGGGUGGGCAGGGGGGUGGGGGUGUCGAGAAUGGAGGCUUCUGUACCCCUGCCCCUCUUUUUUCCUAACAUUUUUCUUUGUAAACGGUCAGGCCCGUCAGCAUCACUGAUGGGAAUAAAAGUAUUACUGCU
Nyctereutes procyonoides (raccoon dog) is the source of this 2273-nucleotide messenger RNA. It is a transcript of the gene MAP2K5, whose product is annotated as mitogen-activated protein kinase kinase 5. The transcript is spliced from 22 exons. Gene Ontology annotation, biological process: protein phosphorylation. Gene Ontology annotation, molecular function: protein binding; protein kinase activity; ATP binding. NCBI's taxonomy places the organism in Eukaryota, Metazoa, Chordata, Mammalia, Carnivora, Canidae. Bases 597 to 1943 code for a protein of 448 amino acids. The record is from RefSeq and is a predicted model, not a curated record.